This is a messenger RNA of Nezara viridula (southern green stink bug), 264 nucleotides long. Lineage: Eukaryota; Metazoa; Arthropoda; Insecta; Hemiptera; Pentatomidae. The record is from the annotation of a GenBank genome assembly.
AUGCAGCUGAUCCAGCUUGUGAGGCUUAGAAACAAGAACCUCUGUAGAGACUCAGAGAAUGGGUCCGCUAGCAUGCUCUGCCACUUCUGGGAAGAGGUAAAUGGACACAGAUUGCUUGGCAUGAAUCAUAUUGAAGUUGUAACUAUUCUAAAAGAAUUACCAGUUGCCGUUCGAAUGGUAUGCGCCCGCCGUAUGGGGGAAGCCUCCAGGUUGAUUGAUACAUCUCAAGAUCGUGCUGCAUUUGCUGCUAGAGUAUGUAUAUAG